AUGGAGGAACUCCCCUUGCUUCGAGCCAAGGAGAAUCAGGUGAGGGAGACAACAGGGCCCUCUGUAGGACCGGGGUCUUACGAUCUAGAUAAGCGGACCGUUGCCAACUUUAGUCGUGCACCUUUCAACAGCACCAGUCUUCGACAGAAUCUCCUGUCUGCCGACCGCGAGUUUCCUGGGCCUGGUGCAUACAACGUUCUCGCGGCACCGAGCAGCCAGACUUUCGGGGUGGGGUCACAGCCCUUUGUGUCGGAAUCCUCUCGCUUUGUCGCAGCAAACUGCAACGACACCCCUGGACCUGGCUCCUACGAUGUCACGAAUUAUAGGAGCACACACAAGAAUCCAAAAUCGUACACGUUUUCUGGACCAUAUGAGAGUGCACUCGACAGCGGGCUUGGCGGGAGCAUCGGCCCUGGUUGCUACAACCCAAACUACGCCGCUGCGGACCGCAGGUUUCCCAAAGCGGCCGAAUUUGCGAAAUACAGUAGCCGAAAGCCAACGAGACCACCAGCGGGCCCAGGCCCGGGAAGCUACGAUCCACGGUUACAGCCGCGAACGCUUGCCGCAAUGAAGCCGUCCUCAGUGUUUGUAACGAAAACCAGCAGAUCUCUUUGUGGUGGCAAUGAUCUCGGCGAUUCACCUGGGCCCGGCACUUACGAGAUAGGGAUGGGCUCAGAGCGAGGCGGAACAAUUCCGAGCGAGUAUUUCUCGGCCUUUGGCUCAUCUUCUUCCCGGUUUGUUCACGGAAAGGAGGGCGAUGCGCCGGGACCCGGUGCGUACACAGGGGAGAUUGCGCCGCGUCGUUUUCGCCCGCGCACCGGAAGCGGCUCUGCCGCUUUCGUUUCAGCGUAUCAACGUUUUCCAGCUUUGAUGGCGGCGCCGACGCCGGGUCCUGGAACCUACGACGCACGACGCCCACGCCGGCACCAGGAUUUUGGCGAGCCCAUGCCGUUUGGAUCAACAGUACCCCGAUUCAGCCCGGUGUGGUCGCAGCACCCGCAAUCUGAGCCGCUCAUCUUUUCUGGAGACCCCUACAACUGCCGGGCCCCGAACAAGCGAAGAGUGCGUUCUUUCAUACCAGGAAAGAUCCAGCCAUCGAGCGCGCCACCUCCGCUGCAGGAGCGGUCGUACGAUGUGCGGUAUGACUGGCCCAAGCCCGCGUCUAUGGCGAACACCACGUUUGGCAUGUCUGAACGUCCGCCUCUUCACUGCACCCAUGCAGUUCCUGGCCCAGGCAGCUACUGUAAGUUGGGUGACACAGCUCCUACUGGCCGCCGCUACGGCAACUCCAACUGGGGCCGCGAUGUGCGGUUCACCGACGCGGCACCGUUUUCAGGAUCGCCGGAUCCUGGCAAGUACUAUCACGCAAGCACCUUUCUCAAGAAGACGUUCAAUUCCACGAUCGGCUCCGACACUGCGUGGAUUGAGUAG
This is a messenger RNA of Leishmania mexicana MHOM/GT/2001/U1103, 1431 nucleotides long. RefSeq lists its product as hypothetical. Bases 1 to 1431 code for a protein of 476 amino acids. The record is from RefSeq and is a predicted model, not a curated record. The transcript has a single exon. NCBI's taxonomy places the organism in Eukaryota, Euglenozoa, Kinetoplastea, Trypanosomatida, Trypanosomatidae.